GACCCAUGGCUGCUGGUACAUGUCUGUGGGCAAUUGCCUCCCUCCAUCGGGUGUAGGGCAGAGCGGGCGAUUGUUGCAAAUGUGAAAAAGGAACCUCGUAUAUGGAAAAUGGUGGUUCUUGUUCCCUGUUUCCUCUUCGCUUUAUUGUGUCGGACACCGAAGCAAAAGCGCACUAAGCCAGCUUUUCCAGCCCUUUUGGCCACCCACCCAGUCUGACCAUUAGCUCGCCUUUUUUUUUUUUUGCUUUCUGGCUCUUGGCGAUGUAUGUGUCGCUUGUUUCGCUGUCCUAUCCGGCGGGAUCACCGCUAUUUUUAAUUUGACUUGUUCCUUUUGGUGGUCGCUGCAUACUGUUUUUCUUCUUUUCAAAGCUCCGUUGCCAUUUUCUACUCUUUUUCCCUGUCCUUGUCCCCUCCUUGUUUGACGCGCCUUCCACCAGCCCUCCGUGCUAACUCCCCUUUCACUGAUAUGCCUUUUUGCGACGGGCUAAUGGUAGCAACCACCGCGGCGACAGCAACAGCGACGAAUAUGAGCCAGGCUGCAAUGUCGGCAUCGAAGACAGCAGGCCGCGCGUCGUCCAGCGGCAGACGGAAGCCCAAGAGCAACUUUUUCGGCCCGUACCUGCUACUGCAGACUAUUGGCGAGGGCGAGUUUGCCAAGGUCAAGCUGGCCCUGCACAGAGACACUGGCGAGGAGGUCGCUGUCAAGCUCAUUAAGAAGGAGAGCAUCGACACAGAAGUGAAGCUGUCCAAAAUCAAGCGGGAGAUUGCUGCACUCAAGGCGGCCAACCAUCCGUAUAUCGUACGGCUGUGCGACAUUAUCGAGACCGAAAAGUACAUUGGGAUUGUCAUCGAAUACGCGUCAGGCGGCGAGCUGUUUGACCACAUUUUGGCGCAUCGCCAGCUGAAGGAGCAGGACGCAUGCCGUCUGUUCUCGCAGCUCAUUGCUGGCGUCAGCUACUUGCAUGCAAAGCAUAUUGUCCACCGCGACCUCAAACUUGAGAACCUGUUGCUCGACCGUAACCGCAACAUUAAGAUCACGGAUUUCGGGUUCGCGAACCAGUUCAAAGGCCCUGGCGAUGACCUGAUGUCUACGAGCUGCGGCUCGCCGUGCUACGCUGCGCCUGAGCUGGUGGUUUCGGAUGGCCCGUACGUGGGCACAGCGGUCGAUAUCUGGUCGUGCGGUGUGAUUCUGUACGCAAUGCUUGCAGGGUAUCUGCCAUUCGAUGACGACCCCUCCAACCCCGACGGCGACAACAUCAACCAGCUGUACAAGUACAUUCUGUCCACGCCGCUUGUGUUCCCCGAGCACGUCAGCGCCUUGGCUCGUGACCUGCUGCGGCGCAUGCUUGUUCCCAACCCAGCAAAGCGCGCAAAUUUAGAGGAAAUCAAGGCGCACGAGUGGCUACGGCCCGGGCAGAGCUACUUCCGCGGGCCAGCUUUCGAGGAGGUGUCGGCAGCGGGCAACACUGGCGCCAACAAUGGCCGCGAUGCCGACGCACCGCAGGUUGUGCCUGGGAACACCAGCAAGAACACGCCGGCAGUGCCUGACCUCGAGGCCAAGCAGUCGAAGCGGCACACCAUCCAGGUCGACUACGCAGCGCUGCCAGCCCAUAUCACGCAGGGCGACCACGACAUCGCCGAUGAGAUGCCGCAGGAGUCUGCGCCAACGCCGGAGAUGGUUGCCGCGGUCAUGAAGAUGGCUCAGGGCGGCCUGUCAUCUGCGUCGUCGAUCGAAGGGGGCGUGUCGCAGAAGAGCGGCAAGUCAAAGUCCUCCAAGGUGCGCCCCGUCACCAUGGGUCCCGACCAGUAUGGCCCCGGCACUAACCGUGAUUCAGGCGUAUCGAUGGUUGGCCAGCGCAGCCGCAGCAACAGCGCGAGCCCCGCCCACACGUCCAGCCGUCCUGGAACCAGCGCUGGCGACAGCCUUCACAAUGGCUCACACCGUGGCCGGUCUCGCAUCCCUGAGAUCCCGCCCAUCCUGCCUAUCAACAGCACCACUGGCGAAGAACUCGGCAUUGGCAUUGGUGCCGGUAUCGCAUCGCACGUCCCGCGCCACGUCGAGGAUGUGCUGUUCCCCGACAGCCCGACCACCGUCCAGUCGCCGCGCCCCCCUACCACCAACAGCCGGGCAGCCCGUGUCAAGAGCUGGUUUAACCGCCGCGCAUCGCGCCGUAUUGGCGGUGUACACGGCUUCGACCAGCCGCUGUCGAUUGGCUCAGUCCUGUCGUCCGAGAAGCGCGAGCAGCCCGAGAUCCUGCAGCACAUGCGUGUGCACCGUGGUGUCAUCGACCCGGAUGCGCUGAGCGAGCUGCCGCCCGACGUGCUGUUUUCGCAUGUGCUCAGCACCCUCGACGAGCUGGGCUUUACUGUCCUCAAGACCGAGGGCCUCAAGAUCCGCGUCCUGCGCCCGCGUCGCCAGGCGGCAAUUGCAGCUCUGCCGCCGCUAGAGGACGCACCGGCGCACACACGUACCUCAUCAACCUUUGUACCUGGACUACGCGCGCGCAACGGCGGACCGGCUGAGGGACCGCGUCGCAGCUCAGUGCCGGUCGUGUCGCCCCUGAGCGAUGACAGACCCGAGUGGACCAUGGCCAACAAGCGUGCGACGAUCAUGGCGCCGGGCCAGCUGGAUCGCGAGUCGCGGCACAACUUUGCGCGCUCAGACAAGUCCAGGCGGUCGUCGCGCACGCUGGGCCAGGCGCUGACAUCUGUGCGGCGGUUCUUUGGCGGCUCGGGUAUCAAAUCCAAGCGCUGGCUCUCGUCUAUCUCCCAUUCAACCAAGGACGCUGCUGAUCCAGCCGCUGAUUCGCAGGCGAAGACUGGCCGUCCGCGCAGCGGAUCCACCGCGUCAGCCUCAAAGGGCCUGGGUAUCACUGUCAGUGCUGGGAGUGAAUCGCCUCACCGCCGGUCCAUGUCUGAGUCGUCGCCGUAUCUGAGCGCGGCGGUCAUCCGCGACCAGGUUAACGGGGCAGCGCCCAACAGCUUGUCGGUGGUCCCCGAGGACUGCGAGGCGCCGCCGACACCAAUCGAGGCGACCUUGAGCGGUCUGUCACACCAGGCGCAGAUCCCGUCGUCGCCGUUCUCGCAUACUGCGUCAUUCGCAUCCGGUGCUAACACACCGUUCACCAAUCCGUUCCAGCCCGAGCCAACGGCACCAUACGGGUCAUCGCAGGUGGACAACGGCGAGGAGGUGCAGCUGGCUGUCGAGGUGUGCAAGAUCAAGAACCUGAACAACUUCUUCAUUGUGCAUCUGUCCAGGCGCAAGGGCAACGUGUGGGCGUACAAGCACUUGUACCAUCUGAUCAUGGAGCGCCUGGCGCUGCGGUCCAACGAUCACCAGCAUUUUGGCAACCAGCAGACGGGGGCGCGGUCGGCGUACCAGAAGCAGCGCCAGUCCAUGGCCAUUGCUGCCGUCUAGCUAUA
This is a messenger RNA of Linderina pennispora, 3422 nucleotides long. Its product is annotated as Pkinase-domain-containing protein. The transcript has 5 exons. The record is from RefSeq and is a predicted model, not a curated record. The coding region runs from base 466 to 3417 and encodes 983 amino acids. NCBI's taxonomy places the organism in Eukaryota, Fungi, Kickxellomycota, Kickxellomycetes, Kickxellales, Kickxellaceae. Gene Ontology annotation, biological process: microtubule cytoskeleton organization; intracellular signal transduction; protein phosphorylation. Gene Ontology annotation, molecular function: protein serine/threonine kinase activity; ATP binding; tau-protein kinase activity. Gene Ontology annotation, cellular component: cytoplasm.